AGAAGCGCCCGCACCAAUAUUUCAAACGCCCAAAAUUGAAACCCUUCCCUCGUCGUCGAGGCCGAAAGAGAGCGCCAUGGAAUCCGGCGGACCCCGAGAAGACGAUUUUUCCGGUCGAUUCCAAGGUAAUGGGAUUCGGCCGAUUCAAGGUAUGGAAUCGGUUGUCGCCACAGUCAGUGGAUACCACGGAACGGAGCGGUUUAAGCUCAUCAAGCUUAUAGCCCAAACUGGAGCUAGUUACACCGGAGCUAUGACGAAAUCAACUACACAUCUGGUGUGUUGGCAGUUCGAAGGUAAGAAGUAUGACAUGGCGAGAAGAACUGGAGCACAUAUAAUUAGUCACCGUUGGUUUGAGGAUUGCUUAAAGGAAAGGAAGCGGCUUCCUGAAGAUCCCUAUGCCGCACAGAGUGGACAAGAAACUGGAACCAUAACUUGGGAAAUGCCUGCCGCUUUGGAUACUUCUGGAAAAGGAAAAACCAUCAUAUCCGCAGAACGAUGCAUGUUAUCUGAUAAUUUCAGUGCAUUGAAUUGCAGAAACAUAGUAGAAAUUGAUGCAAGUUAUCUGGAUUGGUCUGACUCACAAUUAUUACACAAAUGUAGGGAGUCUAGUACAUUCCCAAAAGUGUGCUCAUCAAGCAAGAAGAGAAACCUGUUUGAUGCUACUCAAGAUGUUACUUGUAAACCAACUCGAAGAAGUAAUCGCCUUAAGAAGAAAGCAUACUGUAAUCUUUUGAAUUAUGUGAGUUUGGGCCAGAAGCAAGGAACUUCUGUAAAGAAAUUUAGCAGUCAGGUUGAAAUCAUUGAUCUUGAUUCAACCUGUGAAAAUACUUCGAGAAGGAGGCUUGGAUCAUCAUCUCAAGGAAAAACUACGGACUUUAUGCUUUCUGAUCAUGAGGGAAGUGGAAUAGAAGGGCUUGAACAGGAUGGUGUAGAAGAGCUUAGGAAUGACAAUAUUCUAUCUGACAAUGGAAUAUUUUCAGAUAAUGAGAAUUUUGAAUGUAUAGGUAAAAUGCUUGGUUCUUCAGAAAAUGCAAGGAAUGAUAAUGAACACCAUAAAGAAGGUGAAAAUCUUUAUGAAGCAGGUGCCUACAAGCAAGCAGAAUUAUCGUGUGUUAUAUGCUGGACAGAGUUUAGCACGACAAGGGCUGUUUUACCUUGUGGGCAUCGCUUCUGCUACUCCUGCAUUCAAGGAUGGGUUGACUGUUUGGCUUCAAGAGGCAAGAUUUCGUCAUGCCCUCUAUGCAAGUCCAGUUUUACAAGCAUGAGAAAGAUGGACACCUCUACUGAUCAGAAGAUAUAUUCUCAAACCAUCCCAUCUGAAUCUUCGAACAUAGACAUUAUUAUGGUCUCCAACAAUGGAAAUGACAGUGCCAGAGCCUCAAUGCCCAUGGAUCCAGUUUGUUCUGAAUGCCACAACCGUGAACCAGAAGAUCUUCUUCUUUGCUGCUGCAUCUGCCAAUCUCAGUGGGUACACUCUUACUGCUUGGACCCUCCAGUGUCUCCAUGGACCUGCAUCCACUGCAGGGAUCUCCGAACACUUUAUCAGCGUUUCCGCUGAUAUGAAGGUUCCUGAUGCAAGUAUAGAAGUUCUAGACAUUUUUAAUGGGAGGAAAGCGUGAUUUUAAUGGGAAGAAAUCAGCUAACAGUUGUAUAAUAACAACCCUACGUGAAGGGAGGUCAGAUUGAUGGAUCUGUAAUAAAAAAGCCUUCUCUAUCAGUAGUUCUUAAAGAACAAGCAAAUGUGAUUUCCAUGAUAUUUGUCCCUCUUUGGUAGAAAUUACAAGCAAUAUCGGAUUGGUAUGGAAGAGCAAUUAGAGCUGGAGUUUCUGAUGUAUCAAUUUGUUGGAAUAUAUUAAUCUGAGAGAAAGGGAGGGAGGAGAGACAGUCAAUAUAUUUGGUGACGUGCAACCAAAAGCAUGGAAAGGAAUUUUCUGCUGCUCCAUAAGUUGGAAUAUAUUUGGUUUCCCUUCCCCUUGAAGAGGUCUGCUUGCAGGAGAGUGGUUGGAAUCCUGUGGGAAUCAAGCAAUAGGCAGCCAGACACUGCUGUUGCCUCAGAAGCACUCAAUCCAUAUAGUUUUAGUUCCAUUGAUUGUGUUUGCUAAUAGCAGUUGCUUGAAAGCAACCUUAAAAGAAAGACAUCAGUGUUAUCCAUGGUCAUGGACAAAGUUGUCAUGAAACAAAUGCCAAAGGUGUCAAAAGUUGGCCCACAUUGAACAUAAUUUUGGGGAGCUGUAUCUUCCCCAACUGUGAACAAUGUUGCAGAGCAGCAGUGCAGUGAUACCUACAUCUAUCCAGAUGUUCUAAUCUGUUUCUGAACUGUUGCUGCAAACCUGGCAGCUGGAAUGUGGUUGCUGGGUUUGCUGUGACCUUGACACAACAAUAAUUGCCUCUUACUUUCUUCAGCAUCAAGUGAAAUAUAUUUUUGUGGCAUCUUAAACAAUGUAUGUAUAACUCGAAGAAGAAGGCUGUCAUUCCAUGACAAUCUCAUGUAUUGGACUGUCUAGGAUGAUGAAUCACCCUCGAAACCUUUCUGGAUGAUGUGUCCCUAUGGUCUCUUCUUGUAUUUGGACACGUGUUCCCUGCCUUCUGCCAGUACAGUUGCUGCUAUGCCUACCGAACCAACCCUGGAAGUCGCCAGGGGUGAUGUGGAUCUGGUGCAGUCGGAUUCCCAAGA
This is a messenger RNA of Musa acuminata subsp. malaccensis (wild Malaysian banana), 2674 nucleotides long. RefSeq lists its product as uncharacterized. The record is from RefSeq and is a predicted model, not a curated record. Gene Ontology annotation, molecular function: metal ion binding. NCBI's taxonomy places the organism in Eukaryota, Viridiplantae, Streptophyta, Magnoliopsida, Zingiberales, Musaceae.